AUGAUCCCAGGCUUUCCGGUAGAUGAGGAGAAGGCUCAUCAAGUUGGACUUGUUUAUGAAUAUGCUUCUCGUGGAAGUCUUAGAGAUCAUCUUUCAGAUAAAACUGGAAAUAGCCAAACAUUGAGUUGGAGAGAACGAAUUCAGAUAGCAGUGGAAGCCGCACAAGGUCUGGAGUAUCUACACAAGGGAUGUGUGCCACCUAUAAUCCAUAGAGAUGUGAAGACUAACAAUAUCCUCUUAACACAUGACUUUGAGGCAAAGGUAGCAGAUUUUGAGCUGUUAAAGCCUUUCCUGACCGAUGCCCAGACUCACGUAUCUACUGAUGUUGUGGCUGGCACUCCAGGAUACAUAGAUCCCGAGUACUCUGCUACUUUCCAGCUGACUGAAAAAAGUGAUGUAUACAGCUUCGGAGUUUUUCUUCUGGAACUGGUUACUGGUCAAUCAGCCGUGUUGGAUCAACCAAAAAGGUGUCACUUAGUCCAAUGGGUACUAUCGAGGCUAGCUGAAGCCGACAUCACUAAGGUGGCUGAUCAAAAACUCGGAGGGCAAUACAACAACUGCUCUGUCCUAAAGGUCAUUGAUUUAGCAAUGAGAUGUGUUGAUAUCUCUGCUCAUCAGAGGCCAACCAUGACCGAAGUGGUGAUGCGAUUGAAGGAGAGCUUGCAACUGGAGAACAACAAUGGAAGUGACCCAAACGCAUAUAUGGAAAUAAAUGAUGCUGGGAAUAGUGGAAUGGCAAGAUAAGCUAUGCUUGCUCGCCUCUCACUUUAGAGUUUCCGUUUGUCAAAUUUGUAAAUAUAAAAUUGUGUGAGAACAAAUUGUGUUUGGAUCAUAAUGUUUGAUGAGAGCUGGGUAGGCUCCAAAGUCUCCUAUGAGAAAUCAUUCAUCCAUGUAUGAGUACUGCCUGUGGACUUACUUGCAAGCAAGUAACAGGUGAUUCUUUCUCUUGUAACUGCAUAUGGUGUACAAACGCCGAUACUUUGUAUGGCUUAGAUGCAUGUUAGCGUACAUGUGGCUCUUAAAGAAAUCAAGUAAGAUGGAUUGGAUUUGGGUGA
Musa acuminata AAA Group (dessert banana) is the source of this 1055-nucleotide messenger RNA. RefSeq names its product probable LRR receptor-like serine/threonine-protein kinase At1g51880. The transcript has 5 exons. Bases 1 to 744 code for a protein of 247 amino acids. The record is from RefSeq and is a predicted model, not a curated record. NCBI's taxonomy places the organism in Eukaryota, Viridiplantae, Streptophyta, Magnoliopsida, Zingiberales, Musaceae. Gene Ontology annotation, biological process: protein phosphorylation. Gene Ontology annotation, molecular function: protein kinase activity; ATP binding.